GCAGACAUCAUUAGCAACAUUCUGGGCUACAAAAGAUCUCAAAAUUUGGGAAGUAUUUGGAAGUUCCUCUUUUACACUCUCCGAUCGCUAAAAAAAACUUACAUCUAUAUUGUUGAGAGAACCCCAGAUUAAUUAUCCGGGUGAAAUGCCAAUUUGCUCUCUUUUGGAGUAAGACUCAGGCUCGCUAAGCCUGUCUUUAUGACCAUUCCGGGUUAUACAAUGUAAACUACCUUUCUUCCGAAAGGGCUUUAUGAUAAGAUUGAUCGUAUUGUUCGGCAACGUUGUUGGGUCCAGUAAGCUUAGUCUUGUUAACUGGAAAGAUAUAUGUUCUCCCUGAAAUCAUGGUGGUGGCAGCAUUUGUGAUUUAAAGAAUCAGUAUAAUGUGUUCCUCAUAAACUUGGGAUUUUCCAUUAUCACCAACUCGGACCUCUUUUGGGUUCAAGUUAUCCGCUCCAAAUAUAAAUGGGUUGAAAAAUAACUUUCCGGAUCAAGCCAAAGGUUCUUGUUCCAUUGUUUGGAGGAGUCUCGGCUGCCUUUGGGGGAAAAAAUUUCAACAAUUCGCAUUGGACUCUUGGAACUGGUAAUCAAAUUAAAUUUUGGAGUGACAAUUGGAUAGGUGAUCUUGGUCCCCUGAAGUUUUUGGCUUCUAGUCCACUUACUGAAGGUGAUCUUACUAAGAAGGUGAGUGAAGUGGUGAGCAAUGACAAUUGGCAUUAAAUUUCUAGUUUAUUUCCUUGUGCAGUCUUGCUUCGUAUUGCGACCGUAAGGCCUCCUUCUACUGCGGGUGUUUCGCACAAGCCCUAUUGGGGUCUAACUAGCUCCGGUGCUUUUAGCGUUAACUCGGUUUACAAGUUAUAGCAAACUAACCAUUUGGAAGAAGAAAGUGAUAAAUGGAAGAUCAUUUGGAAUUGGCCAGGGCCCAAAGAAUCAGAAUAAUGCUUUGGAUAACAGCUAAAGACAAACUCUUGACCAACAGGGAGCGUCGUAAAAGGCAUAUGGUUGAGGUCGAAACGUGUGAAACAUGUGGCAGCGACAAGGAACACAUGGACCAUAUUUUACGGCAGUGCAUGUUUGCAAGGGAAAGGAAUCGUCAUGAGAGCAGCGAGCUGUGGCACUCACUUUUGGCAUUACGUGCUGGUCAUAAUAGAAUUAUCGCAAUAAAUUCAUUUUCAACGAGGAAAGGCGGAGUUCAGACAUGCUCGCUCACUCCAUCAUUCAAACGGGGCAUUAUACCACAUCAGCGAAAAACUGUGGGAACUUGUCAAAGCCUGGUUUGAUUCCUGGAACUGAACAUCUGAUUGGUUGGGAAGACCCCUAAUGGUUGGUUGAAAAUUACACCGACGGUGUAGUUUAUACCUAGAGAAUAUGGCGGCAGUAGGUGAUCUAGCUCGUUCUUGUAACGGGAGUGGGUUUUUGGCCUUAGCAGGGAUAUUGACAGGUGCACGGUCCUUCAAGCAGAGCUCUGGGGCGCUUUUGAUGGCUUAGAAGCGGCUUGAAACAAGGGUUACAGCCUCGUUAUCUUAGAGAUGGACAACAAACCUGUUGUCGACAAUUUGAAAAGCGAUGCCAUUCAAGUUAAUGCAAAUGAAAAUCUUCUAAGUGCUAUCAAGGAGUUAAUGUGCAGGGACUGAUCCGUUUCCAUUUGUCUUGCUCAUAGAGAAGGUAGCUAGUGCACGGAUCAUAUAACUAACAUUGGCUACUCUCAUGACUUGGGUCUGAUGAUCUGCAGCGAUGUCCUGACAAAAAUUCAUAGGUUCUUAGCUGAUGAUAAUGGUGGGGUUUCUUUCCCUCAGAUGUAUAGAGGGUCUUAGAGGCUUGUUUUCUUCCGGCCUUGCAUCUUCAUUAAUCUAAAAAAAAAAUUAUGUAUUCAUUUUACAUUAAUUAAUUUAUAAUUUAUUA
This is a messenger RNA of Mercurialis annua (annual mercury), 1899 nucleotides long. RefSeq lists its product as uncharacterized. Lineage: Eukaryota; Viridiplantae; Streptophyta; Magnoliopsida; Malpighiales; Euphorbiaceae. The record is from RefSeq and is a predicted model, not a curated record. Bases 891 to 1277 code for a protein of 128 amino acids. The transcript is spliced from 2 exons.